GUAUGAAGAAUCCACUAAUGAACUAAUUAACCAAGAACUGGGCAUUGCGUAUCCAAUCACUGAUGGCAUUCCUAAUAUGAUCCCUCAGGCCGCAAGGAUGAUUGACAGAAAGAUCCAAGAUGAAGAAUCAAAGAAAACCUAGAUAGCUGUUCUUAACAGCAAAACCUGAGCACUAACCUACAUCCACAGUAACUGGGAAGAAAAAUGUUCCUGUCUCUGCCUACGCUAACUGUACUUGUUCCAUUAUUGUCCUUAGUUGGUCUGCUUUAUUCAGCCAGUGUGGAUGAAAACUUCCCAGAGGGCUGCACCAGCACAACGAGCUUGUGUUUCUACAGUCUGCUUCUUCCUCUUACCAUACCAGUCUACAUGUUCUUUCACCUUUGGACCUGGAUGGGUAUUAAACUUUUUAGACACAAUUAAUAAGGCAAAAGCUUGGAAGGCACCACAAAAAUGACUUGCUACCCUUGUGGCUGCUUUGGGUGUGUGUGGGGGGGAGGGGGGGAGGAAGAGCCCCCACCCCCACCUAUUAUAUUACCCAAACCUUACUAUUAUAUUCCAUGCUGUUGCAGUAGUCUCCUACUCAAGACUAGCAAUAGUGGUGAUCUUUAUUAAUUCUUCCAAUGCCAUCUGAAAAUGUAGCUUUUUGCACAAUGGCCUAAUUUACUGCUAGGAGAGAAAUAAUGUUCUCUUGUUCCUCCUCCAUAGUCCCAUUAAAACCUGUGGGUGUAUUUUAAGGCUACACCACAAGCAUGUCAAGGGUGCUGUAUCUCUUUGAUAAAGAAUAAACUUUGUGCACUGAUUCAUUAUUUUAAA
Pelodiscus sinensis (Chinese soft-shelled turtle) is the source of this 813-nucleotide messenger RNA. NCBI's taxonomy places the organism in Eukaryota, Metazoa, Chordata, Testudines, Trionychidae. The record is from RefSeq and is a predicted model, not a curated record.